Molecule: messenger RNA, 1320 nt
Organism: Alternaria viburni
Lineage: Eukaryota; Fungi; Ascomycota; Dothideomycetes; Pleosporales; Pleosporaceae
Exons: 1
Coding region: 1-1320 (439 amino acids)
Biological process (GO): N-acetylglucosamine catabolic process
Molecular function (GO): N-acetylglucosamine-6-phosphate deacetylase activity
Source: RefSeq, a predicted model, not a curated record
AUGCCUUCAAUCGUGCCAAUCCCCGACUCCCCCAUACGAGAGGACUCAUCAGGCGUGAUAAAGUUCACAAACUGCCUCCUCGUAAAAAACAACGCACUCGUCCCACAAGAUCUCUGGAUAAGUUCCGCGACAGGAAAAAUCCUAAACGGUCAAGAAAUCCUCUACUCAUACCGCACCGCCCCGGAGCAAAUCGUCGACCUAGGCGGCCGCAUCCUCUCCCCCGGCCUCAUCGACACGCAACUAAACGGCGCCUACGGCUUCGACUUCUCCGUAAUCCCCUCAGACCGCGAAGGCGGCGCAUCAGCCUACGCCAAAGGCGUCUCGCGUGUAAACCGGAGUUUAGUAGCAACAGGCGUAACAUCCUACCUACCAACACUCACCUCCCAACUCCCCUCAGUCUACCAAACAGCCCUCCCCUUCCUUGGCCCCUCAGGCACAACGCGCGACGCAACGCUCGGAUCAGAAUCCCUCGGCGCCCACUGCGAAGGCCCCUUCCUCUCCCCCACCAAAAACGGCAUCCACAACACGUCCGUCCUGCGCACCCCAGACGACUCCAUCAGCAGCCUAGAAUCCUGCUACGGGGCCUCGAACCUCACCUCCCCCUCCCCCAUCUCAUUGAUUACCCUCGCCCCCGAACUCCCCGGCGCACUAUCAAGCAUCCCCUCCCUAACCAGCGCCGGCAUCCGCGUCUCAAUCGGGCACUCAGAAGCCACCUACGAAGAAGCGAAAUCCGCGGUAAAAGCCGGAUGCAGUAUGAUAACGCACCUCUUCAACGCCAUGCGGCCCCUCCACCACCGUAACCCUGGUAUCUUCGGUCUGUUGGGCACACCUUCUACCUCAAUCACCAAACCGUAUUUCGGGAUUAUUGCGGAUGGCAUACACCUACACCCCACGUCUAUAAAGAUAGCGUGGAACGCGCAUCCAGACGGGCUGGUGCUGGUGACGGAUGCAAUGAGGUUGGCGGGUAUGCCGGAUGGGACGUAUGAGUGGACGAAUGGGUCCAAGAUUGUUAAACAAGGCGCCCUUCUCACCCUUGAGGAGAACGGGAAGAUUGCGGGGAGUAGCAUUCAGCUUGUGGAUUGCGUUAGUAACUUUUUGAAUUGGACGGGUAGUACGGUGCCGGAGGCGCUGAGGGCGGUUACGGAGACGCCUGCGCGGAUGUUGGGGUUGGAGGGUGUCAAGGGCUGUUUGGAUGAGGGGGCUGAUGCGGAUUUGUGCGUGUUGGAUCUGAAGGAGAUCGAGGGUGGGGAGAAGAGGUUUGUGGUGGAUGAGGUGUGGAAGUUUGGGGUUAGAGUUUUUGAGAGGGGGUUGGAGGCAUGA